GCGGCUCCAGCGGCCCCCGGGAGCCCCGGGGAGGAGCGCCCACUGGUUCCCCAGCCCCAGCUCCUCGCCGGCGACGGGGCGCGGCCGCCCGGCGCGCAGGGCUUGAAGAACCACGGCAACACCUGUUUCAUGAACGCCGUGGUGCAGUGUCUCAGCAACACCGAUCUGCUGGCCGAGUUCCUGGCGCUGGGGCGCUACCGGGCGGUGCCCGGCCGCACAGAGGUCACCGAGCAGCUGGCGGCGCUGGUGCGCGCGCUCUGGACACGCGAAUACACGCCCCAACUUUCCGCCGAGUUCAAGAAUGCCGUUUCCAAGUAUGGUUCUCAGUUCCAAGGCAAUUCCCAGCACGAUGCCCUGGAGUUCCUGCUCUGGCUGCUAGAUCGUGUGCACGAAGACUUGGAGGGUUCAUCCAGAGGGCCAGUGUCUGAGAAGCCUUCUCCUGACAUCAGUAAAACCUCCGAGAACCUCCUGCCACCGUCCAUGCAGCUUCCUCUGGGUCAAAGCUUUGUGCAAAGCCACUUUCAAGCACAAUAUAGGUCUUCCUUGACGUGUCCCCACUGCCUGAAACAGAGCAACACCUUCGAUCCCUUCCUGUGUGUGUCCCUACCCAUCCCCCUGCGACAGACGAGAUUCUUGAGUGUUACGUUGGUCUUCCCCUCCAAGAGCCAGCGGUUCCUACGGGUUGGACUGGCUGUGCCCAUCCUCAGCACAGUGGCAGCGCUGAGGAAGAUGGUGGCAGAGGAAGGAGGCAUCCCUGUAGAUGAGGUAAUCCUGGUUGAAUUGUAUCCCAGUGGAUUCCAACGGUCUUUCUUUGAUGAAGAAGACCUGAAUACCAUUGCAGAGGGAGAUAAUGUGUAUGCUUUCCAAGCCCCUCCGUCAUCCGGCCAGGGUACAUGCUCAGCUCAUCCAUCGGGCCUGUCAGUCUCCCCACGCCUGGCUGCCCGUGAGGGGCCACGAGUUCCCCUGCCUCUCCACAGUGAGAACAAGGUGCUGAUCCUCUUCUGUAACUUGGUGGGGUCGGGGCCACAGGCUAGCAGGUUUGGGCCACCUUUCCUGAUGAGGGAAGACCGAGCCAUCUCCUGGGCCCAGCUGCAGCAGUGCAUUCUAAGUAAGGUCCGCUGUCUGAUGAAGAGCGAGGCCCCCGUGCAGAACUUGGGGUCUCUGUUCUCCAUCCGAGUUGUGGGGCUCUCCCUGGCCUGCAGCUACUUAUCCCCACAGGACAGUCGGCCCCUCUGUCACUGGGCAGUUGACAGGGCUUUGCACCUCAGGAGGCUGGGAGGCCCCCCACAUGUCAAGCUGGCCGUGGAGUGGGACAGCUCUAUCAAGGAGCGCCUGUGCGGGAGCCUGCAGGAGGAGCGGGUGCAGGACGCGGACAGCGUGCAGCAGCAGCAGCAGGCCCACCAGCAGCACAGCUGUACCCUGGAUGAGUGCUUCCAGUUCUACACCAAGGAGGAGCAGCUGGCCCAGGACGAUGCCUGGAAGUGCCCCCACUGCAAAGUCCUCCAGCAGGGCAUGGUGAAGCUGAGCCUGUGGACCCUGCCUGACAUCCUCAUCAUCCACCUGAAAAGGUUCUGCCAAGUUGGGGAGAGAAGGAACAAGCUCUCCACGCUGGUGAGGUUUCCGCUCUCUGGGCUCAACAUGGCCCCCCACGUGGCCCAGAGAAACACCAACUCCAGGCUGGGGCCCGGCCCCUGGCCUUCCUGGAAGCAGCCGGCCUGCCUGCCCACCGCCUACCCGCUGGACUUCCUGUACGACUUGUACGCCGUCUGCAACCACCACGGCAGUCUGCAAGGUGGGCAUUACACAGCCUUCUGCCGGAACUCUCUGGAUGGCCAGUGGUACAGUUAUGACGACAGCACGGUGGAGUCGCUUCGAGAGGAUGAGGUCAAUACCAGAGGGGCUUACAUCCUGUUCUAUCAGAAGCGGAACUGCAUUCCGCCCUGGUCGGCGAGCAGCUCCAUGCGAGGCUCCACCAGUUCCUCCUUGUCCGAUCACUGGCUCAUGAGGCUCGGGAGCACGAGGGGCAGCACGAGGGGCAGUCUAUUGUCCUGGAGCUCUGCCCCCUGCCCCUCCCUGCCCCAGGGGCCUGACCCUCCCAUCCUCACGAACAGCCUCUGUCAUCCAGAAAACGGAGGGUUGGAGUCCAGGCCUUUGGUCCGCGGCAAUGGAAACAGGAGCGUCAGCAUGAAGGCCCCCGCCCCUUCCCGCAUCAAGCAGGGGCCCUUCAAGACCAUGCCCCUGCGGUGGUCCUUUGGACCCCGCGAGAAAGCCCCGGGGCCGUCGGUGGAGUUGGUGGAGUACUUGGAGUCCAGGGGCCCCCGCCCCCCCAGCCAGUCCAUCGUGCCGCUGCUGACGGGCGCUGCUGGUGGGGAUGAGAAGUCGGCAUUGCCCAGGCCAAAUGUAGCCGCUUCCACCGAAGGGAAAGACAGUGCGCGAGCCAACGAGAGGGGUCCAGCGAGGGUGUCCUCGGGCCACCCCAACCACUGUCCGCCCCCCGGAAGCUCAGAAGGUCCAAACGCAGCAAGGAAAAAGGAAAUCGCAGGGCAGGAGAUCAGGCUCCCCAAAAAAUUCGACCUGCCGCUCACCGUGACGCCCUGUUUGGAGAACGAGAGGCCCCGCCCCGAGGGCCAGAGGACCGUAAACUGGGGGGGCAGCAGCCAGGUGGGGAGCAGGAGCAGCCCGCCCUCCCCGAACGCAGCCUGGCUGAGAAACAAGAAGGACAGCCGGCCAGACACCUCGGCCACCGUCCAGGGGACGCUCACCCUUCUGAGGUCUGUGUUCUGGAGGAAGGAGAACAGGAGGCACAGCAGGGCGGAGGGCUCCACCCAGGCAGCCCCAGCCUCCCCCGCCAGGGGAAGACUGAGCCCCGGCAUGGGAGAGCAGCCCCGAGGCUCGUCCCCUUCCCUCGGGGCUCCGGAGAGCCCAGCCAGGGUCCUGGGAACCCGCCCGGAGAGAGAUGUCCGCUCAGCGCCCAGCUCUCUGCGUCUCCCUCGCAAAGCUGCCAGGCCCCCGCGAGCGAGUGCCCUCGGCUCUGCACCCAGGGGCGCCCCGGGCGAGCAGACUCCUUACGCCACCUUGCAAAGGGUGAAGUACCACACACUGUCCUUAGGGCGGAAGAAGACCUUACCCGAGUCCAGCUUUUGACAUUCUUGGGGCUCUGCCUGAAGCAGCCGUAGGCACCUGUGUGCGGUGGGUUUUCGGGAAGCCAGUUGUCUUGUAAUCCCUGAAGGGGAAAAAAAAAAUGUACAUUUUUUUUUUUUGAGGGAGAUU
Molecule: messenger RNA, 3270 nt
Organism: Tupaia belangeri chinensis (Chinese tree shrew)
Lineage: Eukaryota; Metazoa; Chordata; Mammalia; Scandentia; Tupaiidae
Gene: USP43
Product: ubiquitin specific peptidase 43
Exons: 15
Biological process (GO): protein deubiquitination
Molecular function (GO): cysteine-type deubiquitinase activity
Source: RefSeq, a predicted model, not a curated record